AUGUCGUUAACCGCUGACGUGCGCGACAAAUAUAUCGACAUAAUUGACGACAUUCUGGCCAAAAGCGAUCUCACCACCAUCUCCGAGAAGCGGAUUCGCAAAGGUCUUCAGGAUGUCGUCGGCUAUGAUCUCACUCCGAUGAAGUCUACGAUCAAGCAGCUGAUUAUGGAACGAUUCGAUCGUUAUGUCGGUGUUGGCGGAUCGCCCGAUGAAGAAGCCCCAAGCAAUGGUCAGCGCGAUGGUGAUACAGCUUCAGCUGCGGUACCGUCCCCGCCUCCAUCCUCGUCUCCUGUGAAGCGCCAGGCCUCCAGCGAUGCCACUUCCGAGCCCGCGAGCGCAUCGCCGCCUGCCAAGAAACAAAAGCCCGAUACCGAUACUGAUGCUGAUGCGGCGUUUGCGGCUAAACUGCAAGCCGAAGAGAAUUCGCGCGCGCGACCUACCCGUGGGGGCAACACUCGGCGUGCAGCUCCCGUGAAGAAGAAGAGCAAAGCCAAGACCUCGAAAAGGGUCAAGGCAGAAGAUGAUUCAGAUAUUGACUCGGGCGAAGAACCAAAAAAGGAGGUCAACAGAAAUACUGGGUUCCACAAACCCAUGAACCUUUCCGAACCUUUGUCCGCACUUCUGGGAGAAGUUACACUCUCGCGACCACAGACAGUUAAAAAGGUUUGGCAAUACAUUCGUGAGAAUGAGCUUCAGGACCCCAGUGAUCGCCGCCAAAUCCUCUGCGACGACGCUAUGCGUGGUGUCUUCAAGCAAGAUCGAGUCCACAUGUUUACCAUGACUAAAAUUCUCAAUCAGAAUUUGUACAAUCCUGAUGAGUAG
Molecule: messenger RNA, 822 nt
Organism: Penicillium coprophilum
Lineage: Eukaryota; Fungi; Ascomycota; Eurotiomycetes; Eurotiales; Aspergillaceae
Product: SWIB/MDM2 domain protein
Exons: 5
Coding region: 1-822 (273 amino acids)
Biological process (GO): nucleolar large rRNA transcription by RNA polymerase I; transcription initiation at RNA polymerase I promoter
Cellular component (GO): RNA polymerase I upstream activating factor complex; nucleus
Molecular function (GO): RNA polymerase I cis-regulatory region sequence-specific DNA binding
Source: RefSeq, a predicted model, not a curated record